CGAGCGGUGUAGCACACAACACUGUCCGGGAUGCAGCCGGCUCUUGGCUUUUUUCUCCCGCGUCGCUCGGGGAGAAUGGCCGCUCGAGUGUCUCCGCUUCCCCGGGUGAGCCACUGAGGAGCUCCCGCGGCUGUUCCAGGGUGAGGGCGAGCAGAGCCGCCUCUGUCUUUCGCUCUAGUGGCUGAGUUGAAGACCUGCCAUGACGAUGAAGAAAGAGACUGCAUUUGCUGUUUCGACCUAAAGAAAAAUGACCAAUAAGAACCAAAGCUGUGCUGUGGGACAGGAUUCCAUGCCCUCCAUGACUUGUCUCAUCCACGUCCUUGAAGCGUGGUUUGGUGUGGAGCACUUGGAGGACUACUGGAAUUUUGCAAACUACCUCUUGUGGGUUUUCACACCACUCCUCCUUUUAAUACUCCCUUACUUCACCAUCUUUCUGCUGUACCUUACUAUCGUUUUCUUACACAUUUAUAAGAGGAAGAAUGUGCUAAGAGAAGCCUACUCCCAUAAUCUGUGGGAUGGUGCAAGGAAGACGGUGGCGACCCUGUGGGACGGACACGCGGCUGUUUGGCAUGGUUAUGAAGUUCAUGGGAUGGAAAAAAUACCGGAAGAAGGACCAGCACUGAUCAUUUUUUAUCACGGAGCUUUUCCCAUAGACUUUUACUACUUCAUGGCGAAAAUUUUUAUCCAUAAAGGCAGAACUUGCCGAGUAGUAGCGGAUCACUUUGUCUUUAAAAUUCCAGGGUUUAGCUUAUUACUUGAUGUAUUUUGUGCUAUUCGUGGACCAAGAGAAAAAUGUGUUGAAAUCCUGCAGAGUGGUCACUUGCUAGCUAUCUCACCGGGUGGCGUUCGGGAAGCACUGAUAAGUGACGAGACCUACAACAUUGUGUGGGGUAAUCGGAAAGGCUUCGCUCAGGUUGCAAUCGAUGCAAAAGUGCCCAUUAUUCCUAUGUUUACACAAAAUAUUCGAGAAGGAUUUAGAUCACUUGGAGGAACAAGGCUGUUUAGGUGGCUUUAUGAAAAGUUCCGCUAUCCAUUUGCCCCCAUGUACGGAGGUUUUCCUGUAAAGUUGCGCACCUACUUAGGCGAUCCCAUUCCAUACGACCCAAAGAUCACAGCAGAAGAACUAGCCGAAAAGACGAAGGAUGCUCUUCAAGCUCUGAUUGAUAAGCACCAAAGAAUACCCGGAAACAUAAUGAGCGCUUUGCUAGAACGUUUUCAUAACAAACAAAAGAUCAACCAGAAGACGCUUUAAUACAUUUAUAUUAAUCUGUUUGUAUCUAUAUGACUGUAUUCUAAAUUUUGUAGGUUCUAUAGUUAGUAUUUUUUUUUUAAAUCACAUCAAGAAGCAUCUUUCAUUGAAUUUGUUUGCUUAAAAUUAUGUUGUCAUUUUGUUUCUGCAAUCAGUUGUGUCAAAUUUAAACAAUAACUCACUACAUGCAUCAUAAUUCAGAAAAUGAUCAUGGUUCUUUUUAUAAUUUCCUAAUCAUGUAUCAUUAACAUAGAUCCUUAAAACUAUGGACUUCCCUGGUAGCUCAUCUGGUAAAGAAUCUGCCGGUAAUGCAGGAGACCCAGGUUUGAUCCUUGGGUCGGAAACAUCCCUGGAGAGGGGAAUGGCUACCCACUCCAUGCCUCAUAAUUUGGAAAAUGAUCAUGGUUCUUUUUAUAGUUGCCUAAUCAUGUAUCCUACACAUAGAUCCUUAAAGUUAAGUUUAUCAAUAAUAGCAGUGGAGGUUAAACAAACAUUCCUAAAUAAUGCAUCUAGUUUCUGCAUCUCUUGCACUGAGCUAGUUUUGCAAGGUGGCAUAACCUAGGGUUUUAGUAUAGAUGCUUAAGUUAGAGAAAAACAAGCUCUUUCCUCUGCCUCUCAUUCCUUUCAUGACCUUGGGCAAAUCACAUACUUUUGUGCCUCAACAAUUCACUUUUUAAAAACAUGCUAAUCCUUUGGUGAGGAAUAUUGUUUUAACUCUUUAUAUUUGCUGUGAUUGAUAUCCAUAGGACAGAAAUUAUGACUAUAUAAACUAAACAAUACCAAGAUCUUUUAGAAGUUUGUGUAUUUAUUUUGUCCGUAGGAUGUUUAAAUUAUUCCUUCAGGUGUGAUGUCAAGUUGCCAAGCAACAAUGAAAAAGAUGUACUGUUUUUCAAACUGAGUAAAGCAGAAAUUAGGGAAAGUAAAAUUUUUAAUUACUGUGAUUAUUCUUUUUAGUAUUAUAUUUUUAAUGAGAAUCUGUAGACAAACCAUACAAGGUAUGCUCUGCGUCGUCUGCCCUGUAAUAUGGCAUUUAAUAGUGUCGGGUUGGAAAUCACAGUCAUCCCCUGCAUCUCAUACGUUAGAAGCUGAUUCUAAGCUGAUGACAGCCCCGGGAGAAAGCUCUGCUUUUCUCAACAUCCUGGCUCAUUCAGCUUGACUCUGUAUCCAGACGGAUGGUUUAUUGUUUCGAUAAAAAUAUACUUGAAUGAUGAAUUUAUGUGAACAUAGGGCUCUUUGAAAAUUAAUGGCUUUUGAUUUGUUGUCUCUUUGAAAUCUGAAUUUAAAAGUAUUUAAACAGAAUAGUACCAGGAAUCAAAUGCAGUAUGUCCCUCUUCCUUUUUGAGAUAUUAAAUUACUUGGAUUUUUGUAUAAACUUUUGUAUAACAAGUAUGUAUGUACGAUAUGUGUGAUGUAUGUCAAAUUAAGAAAAAUAAAAAUAAAAGCUGAAUUGCA
Molecule: messenger RNA, 2701 nt
Organism: Cervus elaphus (red deer)
Lineage: Eukaryota; Metazoa; Chordata; Mammalia; Artiodactyla; Cervidae
Gene: TMEM68
Product: transmembrane protein 68
Exons: 7
Coding region: 248-1252 (334 amino acids)
Cellular component (GO): membrane
Molecular function (GO): acyltransferase activity
Source: RefSeq, a predicted model, not a curated record